Molecule: messenger RNA, 913 nt
Organism: Micropterus dolomieu (smallmouth bass)
Lineage: Eukaryota; Metazoa; Chordata; Actinopteri; Centrarchiformes; Centrarchidae
Gene: tafa4b
Product: TAFA chemokine like family member 4b
Exons: 4
Coding region: 1-408 (135 amino acids)
Molecular function (GO): receptor ligand activity
Source: RefSeq, a predicted model, not a curated record
AUGAAACUGUGGGGGAGGUCAGCUUGGCCUUUGCAGGUGGUCUUCCUCGUUGCCUUGGUGAUGCUCUGCUUUGACCCGGCGUCCGCUGGAAACCGUAACCAUCGGGGACCGACAGUCUCAUACCAGGUGAAGCAGGGGACAUGUGAGGUGGUGGCCAUCCAUCGCUGCUGUAAUAAGAAUAAGAUUGAAGAGCGCUCUCAAACCGUCAAGUGUUCCUGUUUCCCUGGGCAGGUUGCUGGCACCACCAGAGCCAGACCCUCCUGUGUGGAAGCCUCCAUUGUAGCCCAGAAGUGGUGGUGCCAGAUGCAGCCGUGUAUGGACGGAGAGGAGUGUAAAGUCCUGCCUGACCUGACUGGCUGGUCCUGCAGCACUGGCAACAAAGUCAAAACCACAAAGGUCACACGAUAGCAAGAGAGCCACUGAGCCAUGAGGAAACCUGAAACUCUCCAUGUGGAAAGGAUGGAUGACUUACACAUAUUUACUGAACGAUGGGGAAAAUAUUAAGGGACGGACUGCUAUCCAUCACAAAACAAUGGGAUAAAAUGUGCUCAUCAAAAACUAUGUACACAUGGCAACAUGGAGCCAAACAUACAGCAUAUACAGUAUGCUGGUUGGUGAGACCAAUGGACUACAUUUAUGGACACCCAGGGUACAACUGAACACAAAUGGACUCUUAUUUUCCAAUAAUGGACAAAGUGUGGAUUGAUCAAAAAUGGUCAAUUUAAAACACAGAUCAAGGAUUUCAAAAUAUAUAUUUCAACAAAGCAUUUGUGGAUGAGUGUGAGAUGUGAACUAAAAGCUGUGCUUAGAGUGCUCCUGGACACAGUCCAGCCCCGUUGUCAAUAUGUAGAGCUGAUAAUUUGGGAGAAAUGAAAGCAAUAGCAGCUCAUAACUAGCAAAUAGCAAAUUAGCA